Molecule: messenger RNA, 681 nt
Organism: Morchella importuna
Lineage: Eukaryota; Fungi; Ascomycota; Pezizomycetes; Pezizales; Morchellaceae
Exons: 4
Coding region: 1-681 (226 amino acids)
Source: RefSeq, a predicted model, not a curated record
AUGGACAAUCGACGCCAAUCCUCUGGUGGUCGCGGGGGUAGUGUCCCCGCCAACAACCCCAGCUUCAGCGGAGGUGCUGGCGCGAACCUCUCGGCUCUCGACUGGGCCAUUGGUCUUCGCGUUCGUGUCCUCACCAUCAUUGACGACACUUACGAAGGCACGAUUUACUCCUACGACCCGCUUACGUCUACACUUACUCUUGCGCAGAACCCCACAUCUAGUGCUCCCAACUCCCCAGCCGACUACCGAAUCCUUAAAGUCUCGUUCCUUAAGGAUGUCACGGUCCUCGGCAACCCCAACAAGCAGCAACGUAGCAACACGCCAUUCACAAACGCCGAGCCCAAGAUUGGCCCUGUCAAUUUGAAUAUGCUCGGGGGCAAGGAGAAGGACACUGCGAGGUCUGAGGCAGCGAGAGUUGCCAACAUAGGCGUUGGGGUCACCGCGGAGGCGCAGGAAAUCUAUGAUGCUUUAUCGAGGCUGAUGCCUUGCCGAUGGCACGAGAAGCAGAUUAUCGUGUCAGAGAAUGUCAUCAUUGAUGAACCCUAUACUCUCGAUAGAGUAAAGUCAUCGGACAAGAACGCCCUGAGCCGGGUUAAGAAAGUUCUCGAUGGAGAACGAAAAAAGAUUGAGACUGCGCGGAGAUCCGCUACACCAGUUUCGGGGGAGAGGAAGGGCGGUUAG